Pararge aegeria (speckled wood butterfly) is the source of this 1904-nucleotide messenger RNA. RefSeq names its product UDP-glycosyltransferase UGT5-like. The transcript has 5 exons. Bases 247 to 1848 code for a protein of 533 amino acids. The record is from RefSeq and is a predicted model, not a curated record. Lineage: Eukaryota; Metazoa; Arthropoda; Insecta; Lepidoptera; Nymphalidae. Gene Ontology annotation, molecular function: UDP-glycosyltransferase activity.
GAUGACAAUUACUUUAUCCUGCAAUACUGGACAAGUUAGUGUGAUAAACCUACUAACAGUUUAAUUGUGACUUGACAAAAAUUUUUGGUAACCGAAUUCGGCGCGCACGCAGUUCUCAGAUUAGAAUGGCUGUGCGCGUUUGAGGAGCACAACGUAUUGCGUAAUUAUUUGUUUUUGUGAUAACUGAAUUGUAUAAUAUUAUCGCAUCUAUUAAAGAGUGUCGAAUGAACACGAAAAUUUGCAAAAAUGUAUUUACAACUGUUUAAAAUGACCGCAGUCACGCUAAUUGUAUUUUUAUUGGUAAUGACAAACUAUGCAGAAUCAGCAAAUAUUUUAUAUGUCAUACCAUUCUCAGCUAUGUCUCAUUAUAUAUUUCUUAAAUCGAUUGGAUUAGAAUUAGCACACAGAGGACAUAAUGUUACUGUUAUAACAACAUUCAUGGAAAAAAAUCCACCGCCGAAUUACCGGCAGAUUUCAGUGGUUAAUAAGAAUAUGUGGGAACUAAUUGGUGAAGGUGCUGAGGCACCGAAUAUAUUUGAUUUGGUAGAUCUAUCUCCUGAAGAGUUUCAAAGCAAAAUACAUUGGCCAGGUGGCGUUGCCUUUACAGACCUUGUCCUUAGUUCACCUGAAGUUGUAGAGUUUUUAAAGAAGGAUAACCAAUUUGAUUUAGUUAUAUGUGAGCAGUUUUUCCAAGAAGCACUAUAUACACUCUCAGUCAAGUAUAAUGCGCCGUUAGCAAUAAUAUCAACAUUCGGGAACUGUAUGAGGCAUAAUUUAGUAACGCGCAAUCCUCUUCAACUAGCCACAGUUGUGGGAGAAUACUUAAGUGUAAAUAAUCCUAGAAGUUUUUCGGGCAGAUUGAGGAACUUCUAUUUUACUGUUUACGAAUAUUUUUGGUGGAGAUACUGGUAUCUCGAUAAACAAGAGCAGUUAGUUCCAAAAUAUUUUCCAGAAUUGGUCGGUAAAACACCAAGCCUAUAUGACUUGCAAAAGGAUGCUUCCAUAAUGUUGAUUAAUAGUCACUUCAGUUACGAUACUCCUUUUGCUUUAUUACCAAAUAUCGUAGAAAUUGGUGGAGCUCAUCUUUCACGGAGUAAUACCAGUCUUCCAGAAGAUUUGCAAAAGCUGUUAGAUGAAUCUAAGCAUGGGGUUGUCUAUGUAAGCUUUGGAUCUAAUGUCAGAAGUGCAGAUUUACCAGAAGAGAAAAAGAAAGCUUUUUUGAAUGUUUUUAAGAAGCUAAAACAGACUGUAGUGUGGAAGUGGGAGGAAGAUAUAUUAGAAGGAAAACCAAACAAUUUGGUGAUACGUAAAUGGUUUCCUCAAAAGGAGAUUCUGGCGCACCCAAACAUCAAAGUAUUUAUAGCACAUGGAGGUUUAAUAGGCAUGCAAGAAACAAUUUUUAAUGGCGUACCAGUGGUCGGUAUCCCUAUAUACUCUGACCAACACAACAACUUGGUUCUAGCCGAAGAAGCUGGCUUUGGAAAACUAUUGCAGUACCAUGAUAUAACUGAAAAAAAUUUAGAUAAAGCUCUUCAUGAUGUUCUAAAUAAUGAUUCAUACAUGAAAAAAGCUAAAGAGCUGCAAAAAAUUUGGAAGGAUAGACCCAUGAGUCCAUUGGAUACUGCAAUGUUCUGGUUGGAGUAUGUUAUUAGAAAUAAAGGUGCUGAAUACAUAAAAAACCCAGCAAGAAAUAUGAAUUGGUUCGCGUACAAUAUGGUAGACGUUUAUGCAUUCAUUUUAGCAAUAUUGACUAUAGUUAUAGCACUAAUUGUUAAAGUAAUAAGUACUAUCACAAUUUUCUUAUUUGGUGAUCAGGUAAAAACGACCACAAAGAAAAAACGGUCGUGAUGUAUAUAGAUACAAUUUUGGUUCACCUACCUAAAAUUAAAUUAAUUAUUUUUGUU